Messenger RNA from Camponotus floridanus (Florida carpenter ant), 2367 nucleotides. RefSeq names its product carbohydrate sulfotransferase 4. Gene Ontology annotation, molecular function: N-acetylglucosamine 6-O-sulfotransferase activity. Gene Ontology annotation, biological process: sulfur compound metabolic process; N-acetylglucosamine metabolic process. The coding region runs from base 647 to 1957 and encodes 436 amino acids. NCBI's taxonomy places the organism in Eukaryota, Metazoa, Arthropoda, Insecta, Hymenoptera, Formicidae. The record is from RefSeq and is a predicted model, not a curated record. The transcript is spliced from 8 exons.
GAGAGAGAGAGAGAGAGAGAAGAAUUCCAUCUGCAUUCGCGAUCAAGAGCGAGAGAGAGAGAGUGAGAUGAAUCUCCUCUCGUUCGCGAAGUCGAGUAAUGUCAAUGUUUAUCACCGCGUAAUCGCUGUCAAACGGAACGAGAAGCGGAAUUCGCGCGUCCGUCGACGAUGCAGCCUUUUCCCUUUUUUUUUUUUCUCUCAUCACGAACGGACGAAUCAUCCCCCGCUUCCCUCGCUUACGCUCGUCAGAUCAGUGCUGUACGAUUCCGCGAGAUAUUACUGUCUCCCAUCGCGUUUCUAGAGGCAAACGCGAUCGGGCGGGAUGUGUUGACAGAAGAAAAGGAGUAGAAGGAACUCUUCUAUCGCGAGAGAUCCGCGCGAGCGGGAUCGAUUUUUCGACGAAGUCAAGGAGACCUGACCUGACGCUGCGCGCGUGUGAUACGAGACGUUGAAAGAAUUGGCGACGACACAAAGCGCGCGUCGUCCUUGUAAAUACGUCGACGGAAACUUUGAUUUGAUGCGGGAGAACGCGUCUGAUAAUCGCCCGCGGCUGCGUUGGGAUGCGAGAUUUAUUGUGCGUUAUUAUGCCGCGAGAUGAGAUAGCGCGCGCCUUGGAUGAACGUGGAGGUUUCGCGAUUGACGGAGCAUGGCGAGGUUUCAUUUAGCAGGGAAUAUUUCGCACAAGUUCCUGCACUUUAUAGGAAUAAGGAUGUCGAAGCGGUUGAGUUUUUACGGUCUGGUAGCCCUGGCGUCCAUCUGCAUCUUCUUCCUAGCAUUUAAUCAACGCUACAGCAGCUACCUCGAGCAUCGACUGCAGCCGGUGAUAUCGGAUGUUGAGAUAAGGCCAAGGACCACGAAAAUUCAAGAACCGGUAACGGUAAGCCAGGCGUAUAUUACGGGAUACACGGAAAAUGCUACAAUUACCGAAAUUCAGGAGGUGGUUGAUCAACAAAGAAAGAUGAUUAAAAGGGAAAUGGAAAAUUAUGAAUAUCCAAACGGAAAAUAUGGGGUAAAUGUGAGCAAACUUGAAGAUCUGGUGAUGGAGAAAGAUGGCAGACCUGUGAGAAGCAUAAUUCUGACGAGUUGGCGAAGCGGCAGCACAUUUCUCGGCGACGUGGUGAAUGCUCAUCCGGCUAAUUUUUAUCAUUACGAACCGUUAUUGGAUUAUGGAAUUGUGCAAAUCAGAGAAUCGCCGCUCGCCGAUGAAUCCUUGACGAGAAUUAUCUCUCUGCUGAAUUGCGAAUACAAAGAGCUCGACCGAUAUCUAAAUUAUGGGAAAACUCAUCCUUGGGUUUUUAAUCACAAUACGCACUUGUGGCGGCAGUGCCAGGCGCACAAACGUAUCUGUUGGGAUCCACGUUUUGUUGCCAAGUUUUGUCGGCUCUUUCCAUUCCAAUCGAUGAAACUCGUGCGAUUGAGAUUGCGUGCAGCAGAGAAGCUUUUGGCUGAAGAAGAUUUAGGUGUGCGAUUAGUGCUACUUAUCCGCGAUCCGAGAGGCAUUCUGCAAUCUAGAAAGCAUAGGGAAUGGUGUCCCGCUAAACCCGAUUGUUCCGAUCCAGCUCUGGUUUGUGCCGAUAUGGUGUCGGAUUUUAAUGCGGCGGUAGAACUCUCGAAAAAGUAUCCACGUUCUUUCAGAGUGGUACGCUACGAGGACCUUUCCGUGGAUCCCUACAGACAUGUGAAGGAACUUUACAAUUUUUACGGUUUAAACUUUCAUACGAACGUGAAGAAAUUUCUGGAUACGCACACAAAAAACGAUGUGGGCGGCGUAUCCAGCACCUUCCGGAAUUCUAAAGUUGCGCCAUUUCACUGGCGAGCCGAUCUAGACUUCGAGGAGGUACACGAGAUACAAAGGGUUUGCGCAACCGCCAUGCGAUUGUGGGGAUACGUGAUGGCCUUAAAUUCUACUCACCAAAAAGACUUUGAUCCUAUCACAAAUUAUCGGCUGCAGUUGUGACAGCUGACAGACGACAUGCUCAAUGUAGAUAUGAUGUACAGCGUAUUGGUAUAACGAAUGGCAAUGGUCAGAUAAGAGAGUGCCGUAGUUCAUAUAAGUAUUCAGCGAAAGGUGCUAAUGAUGUCACUCAGGAAGAUAGUAACAAGAAGAAUGAAUGUCGAUUUCAAGAAAGUUUGUCCGAGUCCUAAAUCUCAUGAAACCAAUAAAGCUGUUCCUGCAAAAGGACCGAUGAAAUUGAGAUACGCGUUUGUAGUUCUGAAAUUAUGGACAAAGAUUAAAGGAAGUUUUUUUUAAGAGCCUGAAAUGUGUGACAAAAAUAUAUAAUAUCUAAUCAUAUCGAACGCGAACGUUGCAGAUGUAUUCAAAAUGUUUCUAAAUAUAUUGCAAAUCUUUCGAGAAUAUUUUAUGUC